AAAGAAUUAGAAAAGGCAGCUUUUCAAUUAAAGAAGUCUUGGUUUAUGGAUUAUCGUUCUAACGGACAGACAUACAAACCGUUCACAUAAAUAGCUUCUUAAUUACAAUUUCAUAUAUGUAAUUCUAGCGUCAUGCUAUUCAAAAUAUGCUACCACCAGCACCAUCAUAAUAAUAAUAGUAAUAAGCGACGUGACUACUUAGCCAGAAUGAGAUUUAUUGAUUUUUGCGAGCGAGGCAUAAUACCCGGCAUGCGGGAUGUGCCGGGUUGCCUGUUUUUUUCGGAUCUGAUGAUGGCAUAUGUAGCUCGUGACUGGACUACUGGACUAGUGUAACCGUAUCCCUCCCGUAUUUUCCUAAUCCUCCUCUUCUUUUUCUAUACUGUCCUCGUUCACACACACUUUAUUACUUUCCAGGACUGUUGUAGAUGACGAUGGGGGAUAUUUCAUUGUGAUGGUUUUUGAUGGUUUUUACGGAGGAACAGCGUAGUAGUCGUAGUAGAAAGGAAGUAGUGGAAGUAAUGACAAUAUUUCCUUUGAGUUGGUAGAAGGGAAGUCAGACAAACGCUGCUGUUACUCACUUACACACGUCCCUUUUCAUUCAUUCAUGGUUUCCGAAAAGAAGGUUUAGAUCCAGCUUGGUGGAUAGUUGAGAUAUUUUGAAAAUAAGGAUUACAUCUGAUUCCGUUAUGCAACAUUUGUGUGAAUAUUUGUUGGGCGAAAAGUACAGACAGAAAGUGAUACGAGAAGCUAAAUGUCACGGAAAUGUCAAAUCGGCAUAAGCUAGGCAUCCUGCAACUCUAGCAUUUCUUACUACUCUUGGACUGGACUUGCGUAAAGUGUGUGAAUUUUGGUGAAUAUUGUGACAUGGUCAUUAGUUAACAUUGGUGGUGGUGGAAAUAAAUUGAAAUUCACUUGUACGCCAAUACGGAUAAGAAAGAAAUGGAGAGACGAGCCCCGUUGGCAUCGCUGGACGACUUUUCCUUCAUCUCCUACUAUUCGCCCGCUGCGGGAAAGAAGGGUCCGGGCGGAGGAGGGGAACCCUUCUCGUCGCCCCUCUUGAAGAAAAAUGGGCACGGCGCGAACGGAGGGGGAGGAGGCAGACGACACGAGAGUUUACCUGAAAAUAAUGAUAACUUUGAAAACCUUGCUAAAUAUAAUGCCUCCAGAAAACUGAGGCCUUUAAUUAAAGUGCCUCGAGAUAGGUUCAAUAUCGUGUACUUGAUCUUGAUCAUACACGGGGUAGGAACUCUCAUGCCGUGGAAUAUGUUCAUCACUGCGAAAGCGUAUUUCGUGGAUUACAAAUUGAGCAAAGGGUACACGGGUACGGAGUCUGAAUAUGCGAACAACUUCAUGCCUUACCUCGGCUUUGCGUCUCAAAUCCCCAACGUAUUCUUCAACUGGCUCAACAUUUUUAUUCAAAUUGGUGGGAGCUUAAAAACCAGAAUCGUGUGGUCCAUCGUAGUGGAAGUGAUUUUGUUCAUUUUCACCAUCGUGCUUGCAAUGUUGGACACAUCCGCGUUUCCUGGACUUUUCUUCUGGAUGACGAUGGGCUCCGUUGUGAUUAUCAACAUGGCUGGAGGUAUUUUUCAAAACUCGGUGUACGGCAUCGCUGCAAAGUUGGACUAUUCGGGUGCCGUUGUGUUGGGAUCAAACAUAUCUGGAACAUUCACCUCCAUCAUCAACCUCAUCUCACUGGCGACCGCGCCAUCCGAGCGAACAGCGGCCAUUUACUAUUUCAUAACUGCCUUAUUCAUCCUCUUGACAUGUUUCGAUACCUAUUUCGCACUCCCACUGAACAAAUUCUAUCGCUACCAUGAACUAAUGAGUGCCAAAGAGCAAGAGUCGAAACGCAGCGUGGGUCACGUAGGACAGAAGACGCCGUACAUGGCCAUUCUGAAAAAGUGCUUUCCUCAAUGCAUCAACGUGUUUCUGGUUUUCUUCGUGACGCUGACAAUUUUCCCAACUGUGCACUCGGAUAUCCAAAUGGUGGAUAGUAACUUUAUAAUUCCAGCCAAGUACUUCGUCGGAGUGACGUGUUUCCUGACGUUCAAUUUCUUUGCCAUGGUUGGAAACAUGAUACCUGCUCUUGUCCAAUGGCCUGGCCCAAAAUACUUAUGGAUCGCUGUCGUUCUCCGCUUCCUUUUCAUCCCAUUCUUCAUCCUGUGCAACUACCAACCGCUCGGCCACGACCGCGUUUUUCUGCCCGACUUCAUGUUCGGCGACUGGACUUAUUGGAUUGGCGGAGUUCUGCUUGGCCUCACCAGCGGAUACUUUAGCUCCCUCUCGAUGAUGUAUUGUCCAAGAACCGUUGAAAACGAACACGCACCUAUCGCUGGAAUGUUUGCAGCGGCUUUCCUCAUAACAGGAAUCUUUGCUGGGAUAAACUUCUCUAUUCUGAUUCCCAAGUUCGUCUCGACUGUCCAGCUUUAAAAGUCGAUACAAAAUCAAUCUUGUUUUUUUUUGUGAGGAUUGGAACUUUUAAAAUUUUACUACGACCCACGACAAUCAUUACUAUUAUUGUUAUGAAUCCUUCUCCGUUCAUGAAUAAUGAAUAAUCACGAAUAUUCAUGAUUAUCAUGUAUCUUUGUUUUCUUAUGUAUCUGAAAGCUUUAAUGAGUACUAAGAGGAGGAUGUUGAUAUGUGCCUUCUUUUUUGAAAAAAAACUUGAAUUCCUGUCAUGAAUAAUUUUUUAACAAUGUUGUUGUACUACUCAUUCACAGAGUGAGUACUAGACUGACUUUUCUUGGUUAAUUUUAAUCUUUAGUAAGUAUUUAUAAUGUUUAAUUAGUAUUAGAAAAAUAUGCGCUUCCAUUAACCAAUUAACUUAACUAACCCGUUUCAACUAACUUCUGGUCAGGAUCACAGUUCUUAUGGGAUUGUUGUUAAAAAAGUAUAUAUCUCAACUUAAUAGUCAGUUUUCAAUUGUCACACUUGUGAGACAAUAAGGAUCACAAAGGAUUAAGUGGUCGAUAUUAUUGACUGAAAAGUAUGAAAAAAAGUUUCUCGCUAAAAAUAUAUACUGUAAACUACUCUUGUCAGGUUUACUUGGUAGACUGACUUUUUAAAUUAUUAACCAUGUAUAACGAAGUAAAGAAAGGACCAGGAUUUUACAACAGAAAAACAAACUUUAACUUUUUGCAGAUUGGUAUUAAGGUAUAAAUUCUUAACUGUAACUUACUGUAGCCCAGGACUAAUUAGCAAAUUGUCUUAAUUAUUACGUUGAAAGUCUUCCUACUCCUCGCCGACAACGAUGUCAUUAUUUAUGACGCCAUACAACGCGAGAAAGUCUUUGUCUGCUGUGUAUCUAGAUCUUUUUUAGUAUUUGCUGACGAGUAAUAGAGGACGAAGUGAAACGACAAAAAAGGGGGAAUAAUUUUUAACGAGGGUGAUGUAUCGCUUAUUAAGUGAAUUAGAAAACUGUGCAGAUUUCUUACCCGAGAUCUCUCCCGUGUUCUGUUCUUUACUAAUUUAUGUACUUAUGCAUACAUAUGCUUGGCGAUGAUGAAACACUUACUGAAAAGGAACAGAGGUAAGUACGUAUGUUUAGAGUUAUUUACGAAUAGUCCCUUAGGGACGAACAGCAGGUAGACGUUUUAGGAUAAGCCAAAUGUGGAUUUUGUGUACUGCAAAUUUUUAACAAUUGACGUACUUUUGAUGUAUUAGCUGAAAGAGUAGAGAGAAUGGUUACUUGAUAUUCUGAUCAGGUACCGGUGCUUACACCAGUGCUGAAUUGUUCUCGAGUGAAAAUUAUUAUGACUUACGGAGGAAAAUAUGCAUUGUUUUUGUGUUAUGAAGUUUAAAAGUAAAAAAAUAAAUAAAGCUAUUUACAAGAAAUUAA
Messenger RNA from Folsomia candida, 3838 nucleotides. It is a transcript of the gene Ent2, whose product is annotated as equilibrative nucleoside transporter 3. Lineage: Eukaryota; Metazoa; Arthropoda; Collembola; Entomobryomorpha; Isotomidae. Gene Ontology annotation, molecular function: nucleoside transmembrane transporter activity. The transcript has 10 exons. The record is from RefSeq and is a predicted model, not a curated record. Gene Ontology annotation, cellular component: plasma membrane. Gene Ontology annotation, biological process: nucleoside transmembrane transport. The coding region runs from base 940 to 2430 and encodes 496 amino acids.